AUGAGUGAGAAUUAUCAAAAUUUGACUGUUGGCAACCAUGGAAAAUACGGCUUUAGUGACGAGCAUCAAAGCAUUAUCUUCUUGGAUAAUGAGCCAGAAGUUUCUGUUGCAGAACAUAAUGAUCAAUCUUCAUAUGAGGAAACUUGGAAAGCUUCAAAGAAGUCCUCUAAUGACAUGAGUAACGUACAUAUGACAAAUGAUGCAGAGAAAACAAGUCAUUAUGGAACUUUAUCAACAGCUGUUAAUAUCAGUGCCCAGGCUAAUCUGCUUACUGCAAAAAGAACCGACAAAUGUGGUAUUUGUGGCAAAUUGCUUGCUAGGUCAGGUGAUCUCAAAAGACAUAUCUUCAUACACACCGGGAAAAGACCUCACAAAUGCGAUAUUUGUGGGAAAUCUUUCGCUUUGUCGAGUAGUCUCAAUAAACACGUAUUCAUUCACACUGGAAAGAAACCUCACAAAUGUGAGAUUUGUGACAAAUCGUUUGCCCAGUCAAGUCAUCUCAAGACUCAAAUUCUAAUUCACACUGGAAAGAAACUUCACAAUUGUGAGAUUUGUGGGAAAUCUUUUGCUUUGUCUAGCAAUCUCAAUAAACAUGUAUUAAUUCAUUCUGGAAAGAAACCUCACAAAUGUGAGAUUUGUGACAAAUCGUUUGCCCAGUCAGGUCAUCUAAAGAAACAAAUAUUAAUUCAUACUGGAAAGAAACCUCACAAAUGUGAGAUUUGUGGGAAAUCAUUUAUUGUGUCAGGCGAUCUCAAGAAACACGUAUUAAUUCACACUGGAAAGAAACAUCAUAAAUGUGAUAUUUGUGACAAAUCGUUUGCCCAGUCAGGUCAUCUCAAGACUCAUACAUUAAUUCACACCGGAAAGAAACCUCACAAAUGUGAGAUGUGCGGGAAAUGUUUUACUUUAUCAAGCAGUCUCAAGAGUCAUAUAUUAAUUCACACUGGAAAGAAACCUCACAAAUGUCAGAUUUGUGGGAAAUCUUUUACUAUGUUGGCCAAUCUCAAGCAACACGUAUUAAUUCACACUAGAAUGAAACCUCACAAAUGUGAGGUUUGUGACAAAUCGUUUGCCCAGUCAGGUCAUCUUAAGACUCACACAUUAAUUCACAGCGGAAAGAAACCUCACAAAUGUAAGAUUUGUGAGAAAUCUUUUACUAUGUUAGGUGAUCUCAAGAAACAAAUGUUAAUUCACACUGGAAAGAAACCUCACAAAUGUGAGAAUUGUGACAAAUCGUUUACCCAGUCAUGUCAUCUCAAAAGACAUUUGUUAAUUCACACUGGAAUGAAACCUCACAAAUGUGAGAUUUGUGGGAAAGCUUUUGCUAGGUCAGGCGAUCUCAAGACACACAUUCAUAUACAUCAGAGAAAGGUCACACAAAUGUGAUACUUGUGGCAAAUGAUUUGCUAGAUCAGGUGAUCUCAAGACACAUGCAUUGGAACACAUUGGAAGGGGACCUCACAAAUGUGAUAUCUGUGACAAAAGUUUCACUCAAAUGGAUUUUCUCAAUACACAUACAUUACUUCACAUCAGAAAGAAACUACAAGUAGUUGUUAGUUUACGCAAAUAGAUUUUCCUGGUUGGUUCC
Molecule: messenger RNA, 1588 nt
Organism: Schistocerca nitens (vagrant locust)
Lineage: Eukaryota; Metazoa; Arthropoda; Insecta; Orthoptera; Acrididae
Product: zinc finger protein 708-like
Exons: 1
Coding region: 1-1386 (461 amino acids)
Biological process (GO): regulation of transcription by RNA polymerase II
Molecular function (GO): RNA polymerase II cis-regulatory region sequence-specific DNA binding; DNA-binding transcription factor activity
Source: RefSeq, a predicted model, not a curated record